This is a messenger RNA of Monopterus albus (swamp eel), 2119 nucleotides long. It is a transcript of the gene e2f5, whose product is annotated as E2F transcription factor 5. Gene Ontology annotation, cellular component: RNA polymerase II transcription regulator complex. Gene Ontology annotation, molecular function: RNA polymerase II cis-regulatory region sequence-specific DNA binding; protein dimerization activity; DNA-binding transcription factor activity, RNA polymerase II-specific. Gene Ontology annotation, biological process: regulation of transcription by RNA polymerase II. NCBI's taxonomy places the organism in Eukaryota, Metazoa, Chordata, Actinopteri, Synbranchiformes, Synbranchidae. The coding region runs from base 94 to 1197 and encodes 367 amino acids. The transcript is spliced from 8 exons. The record is from RefSeq and is a predicted model, not a curated record.
GAGGCGUUGUAUGUGUGAAGAAAUUUUAGUUAUUUGUAGUUAAACACAUGCAGUGGUGUACAAAAAUAAGAAAGUUUCUUUUAUCGUGAAAAUAUGGAGUUUCAAACGACGGAGACUGUAUGCUCAACUUCGAGUCGCCAAGAGAAAAGUUUGGGGCUCCUCACGAUGAAGUUUGUCAGUCUUCUACGAGAAGCUAAGGACGGCGUCCUUGAUUUGAAAGUGGCUGCAGACAGCUUGGCAGUGAAGCAGAAGAGGAGGAUAUAUGACAUCACAAAUGUACUUGAAGGAGUGGGGCUGAUCGAGAAGAAAAACAAGAAUAUUAUCCAGUGGAGGUUGUGGAGGCACAGGGGCAUGAACUCAGGCAUCCAAACUGAGGAGGUGCUGGAGCAGGUCAAAAUUUUAAAGGCACAGAUCUCUGAGCUAGAGGCCCAAGAGAAAGAGCUGGACAACCAGAAGGCAUGGCUGGAGCAGAACAUCAAGCACCUUGACCAGGACCCCAGUACCAGCACUUAUAAAUUUGUGACACAUGAAGACAUCUGCAGUGCUUUCAGUGGAGACACUCUUCUCACUGUUGUGGCUCCUGUUGGGACACGACUGGAGGUGCCAGUACCUGAAGUGGGCCAGAGUAGUCUGAAGAGGUACCAAGUGAACCUACGCAGUGACUCAGCUCCCAUCCAGGUCAUGCUCAUCAAUAGGGAUUCAGACUGCAAAGUGCCUGUGGUCUUCCCUGUGCCACCCACAGACGAUAUGUAUCCAAUGGCUACCUCACCCAGCACCCCCAUGAGCCUGCAGAGGUUCCCCCACUCAGCGUUGGGGUACUCCACCUCCAACGCUACCUCCUCCUACUGCAGCCAGGACUCUCUCUGUUCAGACCACCAGAUGGUGCUGCCAGGACAUGAUGAAGAGCUAACACCAUCAUCCUCUCCCCCUGAUGUGCACAUGGAGUGUCAUAGUCAGCCAGCAGCAGUGUUGGAGCAGCAGCAGGUAGACCUGGUGGACCCAGAGUUCCAGUCUGUUCUGGAUGUGGGCAGUCUGCUGAAGCUCAACUCUGCUGGAGACCACAUAAAGGACGACAGAGAGGGAGCUGUUGACUUGAUUGAUGAGUUAAUCUCGACUGAUGGCAUAGACUACAGCUUCAACCUGGACGGCACUGAGGGAGUGUGUGACCUGUUUGAUUUGCAGAUCCUCAAUUACUGAUUGACAGCAGCUCUGCUAGAUGCUCGUACAAUCUCUGGAAGGGCUUUUUGCCUCUCUCUAAAGAUGCUUCACACACACCUUUUCCCAAUUUAGAUACAGGGCAUCGCCUUCACUGACAUCAAUGUUAUAUUACAAUAAAAUGUCUUACACACAUUAGACUUCCUCUCUCUCUCUCUCUCUCUCUCUCUGCCAAGCAACUUUACAUUGCUAUACCGGCCUUUUGCCCUCAGCCAACACAAAAAAUUACCAAAAGAUAUUAAUGCAGCCAGGGUUAAUUAUGUCUCCAGUGGGAUUUAAAUGGUUUACUGGGUGGUUAUCUACAACAUUCCAUUGAGAUAACGUGUCUUAUGGGAAGAACAACAGGACAAAUCUACCUACUGCACUUUUGCCUGUAUCUUUCUAUUUUUCCACAUUCAGUGGAAAAUGCGAGAACUGAAGACAACUGCUUUGUUUUCUGUACUUUAUCAACAUUUGAGAGUAUGUCAGCGUUCUGCUCGAGUUGAUAUUUACCAGUAACCUCUUCAGUAUUGGCCUUUUUCCCUACCAUUUGAUACAGGGGUGAUCUAGUUUUUCAUUGAAAGCAUAUUGUGUAAAAACCUAACAAAUGUUAUAGUUAUGUUUCUUAAAACAGCAUGUUGUAUUUAAUGCGUGAGUGUUUUUCAAUUACAUUUUGUAACAUUGUUCUUGUAAAAAAUGUUUUCUUUUAUAAUUUAUUGUGACACUGCCCUUUGGUUUUUGAUUUUUUUUAAUAGUCUUACAACUACAGUUAUAUAUUUGAGCAAGUAAUAUUUUGUACUUAUUUAAAAAAAGAUUGUUGGUUCUAGGUUGUUUAAACUAGAGCUGGUUGACUGCCUUAAUUGUAAUUUAAUGAUUGCAUCAGCCACAUUUCUAAUCUGAAAUUUCAGAUACAAAGAGCCUUAAA